Molecule: messenger RNA, 1502 nt
Organism: Macadamia integrifolia
Lineage: Eukaryota; Viridiplantae; Streptophyta; Magnoliopsida; Proteales; Proteaceae
Product: protein IRX15-LIKE
Exons: 2
Coding region: 336-1244 (302 amino acids)
Biological process (GO): xylan biosynthetic process
Source: RefSeq, a predicted model, not a curated record
CUGUUAGUGUAAUUGAAUAAUGGCGAUGAGAGGGAUAAUCCAUCUUCCUCAACUAACCUUCCUUCCCAAUCAACCUUGAAAAGAGAACCCUUGCCAGAAACCCUCUCUUGUGUCCAAUUGUCCAUGCAUGCUCACUUCAUCAUAUCCUCGAUUAAACCUCUUGGGUCGUCCCCUCCUCCAUCUUCUUCCUCUUUCUCAGUCUCUCUGAGAUUCUACUACCAAGUAUAAAACAAGGGAGCUUGAGAGAGAGAGAGAGAGAGAGAGAGAGAGAGGAGAGGUAUCCAUCUGUGGCCUCUCUGUCCCAUCUCUAGGUCCGACGCCAUUACUGUUUAGGGAUGAAGAACACCACCACCACCAACACGAAGCUCAUCCUCCUCCACCCUUCCGUCCACAAGCAAGCAGGCUCUCACCGUCUAUGGAUUCUCGCCUUCGUUUCCUUCUUCACAUUCGCCUUCCUUCUAGCCCUAAUCAACACUAGGGACUCCAUCACCUCCUCCUCAUCCUCCCCUCUCGCUGGCACCAAAGCCCAAACCAGACUGCCCACACCCGUCGCAGACGCCCUCCUCCAUUACGCUUCCAUCUCCAACAACACCGGCAAAAUGACCGGUGCGGAACUCAAAUCCAUCGCCAAUGCCCUCCACAACUGCCCUUCCACCCCAUGUAAUUUCUUAGUAUUUGGUCUCACUCCCGAAUUCCAGCUCUGGAAAGCCCUGAAUCACAACGGCCGCACUGUGUUCAUCGACGAGAACGAGUACUACAUCGCGUAUUUCGAGGAGAAGCACCCUGACAUGGAAGCCUACGACGUCUCGUACACAACCCAGGUGAGCCAGAUGAAGGAACUCAUCAAAUCUGCAAAGGAACAGCUUCGGAACGAGUGCAGGCCCGUUCAGAAUCUACUCUUCUCCGACUGUAAACUUGGGAUCAACGACCUCCCCAACCACUUGUACGAUGUGUCUUGGGAUGUCAUCUUGGUAGAUGGACCCAGAGGUUAUUACCCGUCGGCGCCGGGGAGGAUGUCGGCAAUAUUCACCGCCGGUGUUCUGGCGAGAAGCAAGAAAACUGGGGAUGCGAAGACUCAUGUAUUCGUUCACGAUUACCAUAGAGAAGUGGAGAAGGUUUGCAGUAAAGAGUUCCUCUGUAAGGAGAACCUGGUGGAGUCCAAAGACCUGCUCGCCCAUUUCGCGGUCGAACGAAUCGACGGCAGCGGCGCUUCGGAAUACUGUCGGAACCGUACAUCGCAUUGAUAUCAUCGUAUCAAAGUCAUCAUCAUAGUCGUCCUCAUUGUGAGUCGAUGAUGGGAGAAGCACCAGAUAGAAAUUUCCUACUGUAAAUUUACAUUUUUUUUUUUUCUUUUUGGGGUUUUUCACUUUUUUUUUUUUCUUUUAUUUUAUACAUAUAUUUGCAUAGUUGGAGUUGUUACUUUAAUUGUAACGUAAGUAAGUUCCUAUGAUAGAGGGAGAUGAAAAUGAAAUUUGAACAAGAAUUUGUUCCUUUGAGCAAAA